AUGGCACUGCUCAAGCCUGAGUUAUAUGGGGUCAGAGAGGGUAGUAGGUUGGCCGAGGAUCCAGAAUGGGAAGAUGUCGUGCCGAUUGCACACCAAGAGCCUGAAGGGGCGCUUGCAGCGAUUGCAUAUCCGGAGGAAUACGCAGAGGCAAUGGCGUAUUUGCGAGCAGUCAUGAAGGCUAAGGAGCACUCCCCCCGCUGCCUGCGCCUGACUGAACACAUUAUCAACAUGAACCCAGCACACUAUACGGUUUGGUUGUAUCGGGCGGCCAACGUCUUCGCUCUCAACCUCUCCAUCCCAGACGAGAUCGCGUGGCUCAACGGUGUUGCUCUCCGCAACCUCAAGAACUACCAGAUCUGGCAUCAUCGCCACUUGCUCGUCGAGCAUUACUAUCCCCAGCUUUCUCUGCAAGGCCCCUCCGCCAUUGCCGAAUUUGCCGCAUCCGAACAAUCCUUCCUCCGCGACAUUCUCGCCGAAGACACGAAAACUACCACGUCUGCUGAGCUGGCGGCUAUCGAAACUUUACUCGAUGACGACGUGCGGAACAACUCGGCUUGGUCGCAUCGUUUCUUCCUUGUCUUCUCCAACCCCGCACACUCAACCCCAGGGUUGGCUGCCAGUGAGCCAGAUCCGAAGGUGCCGCAAGAGAUCGUUGACCGAGAGGUCGCAUAUGCGAUGGCCAAGAUUCGCCUUGCGCCACAGAGCCAGAGCGGGUGGAACUACCUUCGCGGAGUGUUGGUUAAGGCUGGGAGGAAGUUGGCCACUGUUGAAGGGUUUACGAAUGAGUUCGUGAAAGGACUCGGUGAGGAUGGUGAAGGGGAGGAUGUGAGGAGCACGCAUGCGCUGGAUUUGCUGGCGGAGAUCUAUGCUGAGAGAGGAGACAAGGAUAAGGCAGAUCUAGCUUUGCGCCGCCUGGGCGAGAAGUGGGAUAGGAUUCGGGUUGGGUAUUGGGAAUGGAGGAGAAAGGGGCUGGAAAUUGGUGCGGAGGCGUAG
This is a messenger RNA of Thermochaetoides thermophila DSM 1495, 993 nucleotides long. Its product is annotated as geranylgeranyltransferase type I alpha subunit-like protein. Gene Ontology annotation, cellular component: cytoplasm; CAAX-protein geranylgeranyltransferase complex; protein farnesyltransferase complex. The record is from RefSeq and is a predicted model, not a curated record. The transcript has 3 exons. Gene Ontology annotation, molecular function: CAAX-protein geranylgeranyltransferase activity; protein farnesyltransferase activity. NCBI's taxonomy places the organism in Eukaryota, Fungi, Ascomycota, Sordariomycetes, Sordariales, Chaetomiaceae. The coding region runs from base 1 to 993 and encodes 330 amino acids. Gene Ontology annotation, biological process: protein geranylgeranylation; protein farnesylation.